Molecule: messenger RNA, 1506 nt
Organism: Callorhinchus milii (elephant shark)
Lineage: Eukaryota; Metazoa; Chordata; Chondrichthyes; Chimaeriformes; Callorhinchidae
Product: TGF-beta receptor type-1
Exons: 9
Coding region: 16-1503 (495 amino acids)
Biological process (GO): cellular response to growth factor stimulus; nervous system development; protein phosphorylation
Cellular component (GO): plasma membrane; activin receptor complex
Molecular function (GO): ATP binding; activin receptor activity, type I
Source: RefSeq, a predicted model, not a curated record
GGGUGUGGGGGGGACAUGGCUCACCUGUGGAGCACUGGUUGUAUCCUCUUCCUCAGCUCUCUCCACACAGCCACAGGCCUGAAGUGUUUCUGUAUAAGCUGUGUGAGCACCAACUACACAUGUGAGACGGACGGCAUUUGCCUGGCUUCUGCCACCCUUUUUGGUGGAAUAGUAGAGCAGUGGAAGACCUGUGUGUUCCAGCGAGAUAUGAUGCCUCCAGGGAAACCUUUCUCCUGUGCUAAUUCCAAAAACGUGUCGAAAACAUUCUGCUGUAACACUGACUAUUGCAAUAACAUUGACAUCACGUUGCCCAUUCCCAAAGAAAACCAUCUUGGUGGAUCAGGUUGGGGAAACAUAGAAUUGGCAGCUGCGAUAACUGUGCCAAUGUGUCUCCUGUGUCUGGCUAUGUUAGUGACUGUCUAUGCAUUUUAUGGACGACCGUGUGCCUAUGGCAAAGCAAAAAGGCAAAGAGGUAAUGUUGAGGAACCUGUUUGUAGCGAUAUUACAGAGAGAAAAACACUGAAGCAUCUCAUCACUGAUAUGACCACAGGCUCUGGCUCUGGUUUGCCACUCCUUGUCCAGAGGACAAUCGCCAGGACAAUUGUUCUCCAAGAGAUUGUGGGGAAGGGACGGUUUGGCGAGGUCUGGCACGGAAAAUGGCACGGGGAAGAGGUAGCGGUUAAAAUCUUCUCCUCGAGUGAAGAACAAUCCUGGUUCAGAGAAGCCGAAAUCUAUCAAACUGUGAUGUUACGACAUGAAAAUAUCCUGGGAUUUAUCGCGGCUGACAACAAAGAUAAUGGGACGUGGACUGAGCUUUGGCUGGUGUCAGAUUACCAUGAACAUGGUUCAUUGUUUGAGUACUUAAAUAAAUACACAGUGACAGAAAGUGGCAUGAUAAAGCUCGCCCUCUCUGCAGCUAGUGGACUAGCACAUCUCCACAUGGAAAUAGUUGGUACACAAGGUAAACCUGCUAUUGCUCACCGGGAUCUCAAGUCGAAAAAUAUUCUAGUGAAAAAGAAUGGAACGUGUGCUAUUGCUGAUUUAGGCUUGGCAAUUCGGCAUGAUUCAGUCACUGACUCCAUUGACAUUGCAAAUAAUCACAGAGUAGGAACUAAGAGGUACAUGGCACCAGAGAUUCUUGACGACGCUAUGGAAAUGAAGAAUUUUGACUCGUGCAAACGUGUGGAUGUCUACGCCUUAGGCUUGGUACUCUGGGAGAUAGCACGCAGAUGUUCCAUUGGAGAAAUCCACGAUGAGUACCAGUUGCCUUAUUAUGAUCUGGUUCCUCCUGACCCCUCCAUAGAUGACAUGAGAAAAGUAGUCUGUGAUCAAAACCUUAGACCAAGGGUUCAAAAUCAAUGGGAAAGCUAUGAGGCAUUACGGGUAAUGAGUAAAAUCAUCCAGGAAUGCUGGUAUGCUAACGCAGCAGCUCGACUCACUGCACUUCGGAUCAAGAAAACCCUUUCUCAAUUAAGAAUGGAAGACGUCAAAAUUCAGUUGUGAACC